UAAAAUACCCUAUCAUUACAUGGGCGGAAAACUAUUUAUCUCCAAUAACCUUCCACAAUUUAUUUUAAUCCCACUUUAGAAAAAAAAAAGUUAUGGUAACAAAAUGAAGUGAUGAUUGAUGAUACCCUGCAAUGUCCAACACCAACAAACAACAACAAUUCCUUUCUCUCUCUCACUCUUUUUUUGUUUUUUUUUUUUUUUUUUUUUUAAUUUUUUAAUCUCUCUUUCUCAUACAAUUACUCCUUCCUUUUCCCUCUUUUUUCUAUUUCUCUCUCCUCUUUCUUCCCCUGCAAUUUUACUGAUACAUAACUACCCCAUGAAAGUCACAUCCAAUUAGAAUUUUCAGACCAAAAAUUCUCCCCCAAAAAAAAAAAAAAGAGUGAAAGAAUUUAAUUUAAAGAAUAAAAAUGGAGAAGAAGAAGAAGUGUGGUUGCUGGGCAGUUUUGCGCAGGAAUGUUUCAAGUUCUUGCAAACCUUCUCCUAAUUCCAAAAAUUCUGCUAAUUCCAUCCCUCGUUCUAGCCUUGUUUAUGAUGCAGCUGCUGAAACCAGGUAUUUGAAUGCUAGUAAUAGGGAAAUGUGUGUACCAAAUGAUGAUGUUCAACUUCCUAUUGAGCCUCCUGAUCCACCACCUUCAGAAACCAAACCCCCUCCUCAACUCCUGCAGUUUACAUUUCAGGAAUUAAAAUCCGCCACCGGGAACUUUAGGCCUGAUAGCAUACUCGGGGAGGGUGGUUUCGGGUUUGUAUUUAAGGGGUGGAUAGAAGAGAACAGUACAUCACCUGCUAAACCGGGGACCGGAAUUACUGUUGCUGUCAAAAGUCUGAAGCCUGAUGGUUUACAAGGACAUAGAGAAUGGGUGGCUGAAGUUGACUUUCUUGGGCAACUCCAUCAUCCGAAUCUUGUUAAGCUUAUUGGGUAUUGUAGUGAGGAUGAUCAGAGACUUCUUGUGUACGAGUUUAUGACUCGUGGAAGUCUCGAAAACCAUCUCUUUCGAAGAACUAUGCCUCUGUCGUGGCCCUGCCGAAUGAAGAUUGCCCUUGGAGCGGCUAAAGGAUUGGCGUUUCUUCAUGGGAACGGGGAGCCUGUCAUUUAUAGAGAUUUUAAGACCUCGAAUAUUUUGCUUGAUACGGAGUUCAAUGCAAAGCUUUCAGAUUUUGGUCUUGCUAAAGCUGGGCCCCAGGGGGAUAACACCCAUGUUUCUACAAGAGUGGUAGGAACUUAUGGUUAUGCUGCACCAGAAUACGUGAUGACAGGGCACUUGACAUCUAAGAGUGACGUUUACAGCUUUGGUGUAGUGCUACUUGAGAUCCUAACUGGGAGGAGAUCAAUGGACAAGAAACGCCCUAGUGGUGAGCAGAAUCUUGUGACUUGGGCUCGACCAUAUUUAACUGACAAGAGGAAGCUAUAUCAAAUUGUUGAUCCUCGUUUAGAACUGAACUAUUCUCUUAAAGGUGUGCAAAAGGUCUCUCAGUUGUCUUAUAGCUGCCUUAACCGAGACCCUAAAUCCCGCCCUUCAAUGGAUGAAAUUGUCAAGGUCCUCAUCCCGUUGCUUGACCUCAACGACAUGGCCAUAAUAUCAUAUCAAUCACGAUUAUCUCAACCAGGAAGACGAAGGAAGAAAUCUGAUGGACAUGUCCUUAAUAUGUCCUCCCACCCCCUUCAGAUUAGAAAUAUUAGGGACUCUCCCUUGAAUUCUGGUAAGCACCGCCCUUGCUAAUUCAUUUGAAUUUGAUCAAAUAUUUUUUCUUCGAGUUGUUCCAUCAGCUCGAAUAAUUGUGUUAUUGGGAGAUUCUCCAAAAGCUUGAGAUUGUUGUAAUCGGAGGAAUCACAAUGGAGUUGAUCACGUCUAAUGAUGGCUUCAUAGAUCCUCACCUUUCCCCCGCCCCGCCCCCCCCCCCCCCCCCCCCCCCCAAAAAAAAAAUAAAUUUUUUUUAGCUUGCAUUAUAGUUAUUGAAAUACAUAAAUGUAAUUGUAGCAUCUUUUAAUUGCGA
Chenopodium quinoa (quinoa) is the source of this 1992-nucleotide messenger RNA. RefSeq names its product probable serine/threonine-protein kinase PIX7. Lineage: Eukaryota; Viridiplantae; Streptophyta; Magnoliopsida; Caryophyllales; Amaranthaceae. The coding region runs from base 408 to 1718 and encodes 436 amino acids. The record is from RefSeq and is a predicted model, not a curated record. The transcript has 6 exons. Gene Ontology annotation, biological process: protein phosphorylation. Gene Ontology annotation, molecular function: ATP binding; protein kinase activity.